AUGUCCUCCAGCGCCUUCAGGUCCACAGCCGAGCACGCCCCAAACGGGGUGGCAUCGGGCGCCGAUGCACACGGCCCGAUGACCUGGGCCGACCGGUCUGCAUUCUUGCAGUGGCAGAUGUGGUCGUCCGGGGCGCAGCCGUCGGCGGCGAGGCCGCGGGCGACGCACGUCUCGGCGCAGCGGGGCACAAGACUGAGCAAGGCCUUCCCCGUGGUGAUGGUGGUGGCGGUGGCGGCGGCCACGGUCCGCCUGGGUAACCUGGAUAUUGAGGAGGGUCUGCUGGAGGAGGAGGAGGAGGAGGAGGAGGAGGAGGAGGAAUGGGGUAACCUGGAUACUGAGGAGGGUCUGCUGGAGGAGGAGAAGGAGGAGGAGGAAGGGGGUAAGGAGGCAAGAUUGGCAAAGGUGAAAGACGGAGCAUCUGCCAGUGAUAUCACCAAUUCAGACGAUCAAUCGGUGGCACAUGCCCACAUGCCCGCGAGGGCUUUGUCUUUUGAGAUUUCAGGCGGCGGCAUACAGUAG
This is a messenger RNA of Cryphonectria parasitica EP155, 519 nucleotides long. RefSeq lists its product as uncharacterized. The record is from RefSeq and is a predicted model, not a curated record. Lineage: Eukaryota; Fungi; Ascomycota; Sordariomycetes; Diaporthales; Cryphonectriaceae. Bases 1 to 519 code for a protein of 172 amino acids. The transcript has 4 exons.